Henningerozyma blattae CBS 6284 is the source of this 3204-nucleotide messenger RNA. RefSeq names its product protein kinase NNK1 (gene NNK1). Lineage: Eukaryota; Fungi; Ascomycota; Saccharomycetes; Saccharomycetales; Saccharomycetaceae. The transcript has a single exon. The record is from RefSeq and is a predicted model, not a curated record. Gene Ontology annotation, molecular function: protein serine/threonine kinase activity; ATP binding. Bases 1 to 3204 code for a protein of 1067 amino acids. Gene Ontology annotation, biological process: intracellular signal transduction; protein phosphorylation. Gene Ontology annotation, cellular component: nucleus.
AUGGCAAAUUCCAAUCCAGAAAAGGUAAAAGGACAAGAAAAUGCACAAGGAAGAUUUCGUAGAAAUACGAUUGGAUAUAACGGUAAUCCUUCAAUGGAAAGCUACAAAGAUCGUGUAGCUAUGGACAAUUAUUAUGAUAAAAAUGAAGAAGCAAUCUUGGAUGAAGAGGAAGAUGAAAAUGAUCGGGUAAAGAGCUCUCAAGACUUUCAAAGACUAUUGAAAAUGACAAUAGACAACAGGGAUGAACAAGGCUUUUGUAAGAAAAAAUCAAGAAGUUACUCAGCAGAUAGUUAUUCCUCUCAAGAAGAUUCUGAAAGUGAUAGCCGUGAUACUAUUUAUUUUCAACCUAAGAAAAUAUAUGAGUUGGACAAUGAAAAUGACACCACUUCAAAAAUUACUUUACAAUAUCCUAGAUCAUCCAAGUCACCAUUUUAUUUAUCAGUAUCCGAUUCAAACCAAGGCUCAAGAACUUUUGAUAAUUUAAGAUUAAAAUCAAAUGAUACAAUACAUCCAAAUAAUUUAGAUGAAAAGCAUGACUUUUAUUUAAAUGAAAUUAAUUUAAGUGAAAAUGGUAAUUCAAAUACUAGAGCACCUUCUACUAUGAAAUCAUUUAAAGCAAUAAAAGAAGAAGAUAAUGAUGAUACUAAUAAGCUAUCAAAUCAUAGACCACAAUCCCCAAUAUACCAAUUAAAUAGCUCCAACCUUGCUCUGGUUGGAAUGGAAGAUGAGUAUGUUCCAGAUUUAGAUUUUUCAGAACUUGUAAUGGGUUGGCAGAGAUCUGGCUCUUCGAAAACAAACUCAAAUCGUUUUUUAAAGGAUAUCAGUGCUGAAGAAGGAUUAAAGUCCUUAAACCAUAAUCGUAAAACUAAUAAUAAAUAUGUUGGAUCUGCAGGAAGUACUGCCAAUAAUAAUAGUGUUUAUCCUUAUGAUUUUGAUUAUAGCACAAGCAAUAGAAAAUCAUGGUUAAAUUCUAUGAUGGCAAAUAAUCAUAACAAUGAUUCUAGUUCAACCUCACAUAGAUACACAACAUCUUUGAUGAGGAUUCAACCUGAUCUUUCUACCAAUGUUUCAAGAUGUACAACAAGUGACAGUAUGGUUCAGGACUAUAAUAAAGAUGACAUUUUAUUAGAUUCACCGAACGAUUCUUUCUUAUAUCCUAAUUCAAACCAUGCCGUUGUUGAUCCAAUCCCCUUGCCUAAUUUAUCAAUAGGAAAUAUUGAGUCAUAUAGACAAGAAUUGCCUUCGACAAUUACCUGUCCAAUAGAUUUAGAACGGCGUGACAAAAAUAUUAAUAGAAGUUUUGAAAGUAAUGAAGAUAGUAAUUCUGAAAAUAAUGAUGUCUUAGCAAGGAACGCAAAGACUAACGAAAGUGAGGAAGUCAAGCUAAUCGAGAGUAUUAUUUUAAACUCAGAAGCAGAAAAAAUUGACCCAUUGACACAAUCAUUUCAAACAUUUGCGACAAGAAGAAAGUCAUCUAUUCCAGCAUCACUAGAUUCUGCUGGGUCUUCCCUGACAUAUUUACCGAAUAAUUCAGGCUCAAUAUUUGAAGAAUUGAAAAUGACUGCAGAGCAAGUAAUGGAAUUAAUUAAAAAAUUACCUCCAGAUUUUAUAUCACUUCCAUAUUCUCAAAGAAAAAAAAUGAUAAUUGUAUUAGCACCAGGCAAAAAUUAUAAAAUUUUGUUGAGUUUAAUAAAGCGCUAUAGUUUAAAAUCUUCGAGGAGUAAUGUAUCAUUACCAAAAGGAAAUAUGAGGUCAAGGCAUGGAUCAAUAGCUAGCCAAUUUUUGAGUUCAUUUUCUCCAUCAACAUCUUCGAUGGCUAGUAUUGGAAGUGUAAAGCCUGGUGACCAAGGUUCGCAAAUUCUUGGCCAUAGGUUGGGUAAAAUUAUUGGCUUUGGCGCAUGGGGUAUGGUAAGAGAUUGUAUAGAUAUUACUAGUGGGCAAAAUAGAGCAAUGAAAAUUGUCCGGUUUAAAAGCAAUAUCAAAGUUCGAAAAAAGGUUAUAAAGGAAGUUAAUAUUUGGAAAGAUUUAAAACAUCAAUAUAUUUUACCAUUACUGGAUUGGAGUUUAGAUCGAGAGUUUGCGAUGUAUUGCUUGACUGAAAAAAUUUCAGGAGGAACUUUGUAUGAUUUAGUUAUUUCGUGGGAUGAACUACGAAGAUCUAAAAUUAAAGUUGAAGACAGAUGUAAGAUUACAAUACAUCUUAUUACCCAACUUCUUAAGGCCCUUGAAUAUAUGCAUUCUAAAUUCUUAGUUCACGGAGAUAUUAAACUAGAAAAUUGUUUACUUCAAAGGGGUAAUAAUGUUUUAUAUUGGAAAAUUUAUCUAUGUGACUUUGGGAUGAGUACUUCCUUUAAAUCAACGUUAAAUGACCAAGAUGAUUUGUCUGUUGAUCGAGAAAUCGAGAUGAAUGUAAUUUCACCAAACUCUGUACUACGAAGUUUUUCAAAUACUAUUGAUGGAAAAAAUUCUCUUCCAAAUAGGAGACCUUCAUUAAAAUCUCCAACUUCUCCAAAUACUCUUGAACGUACUUCUAGUGGAAUUAAAAGGAUGGUUGAUUAUAACAGUGUAAUUAAGAAUAGAAAGAGUAUUUCUGUAGAAAGUCCAUUACAGAGAGAGGGUGUAUUCAGGGAUAAGACAAAUAUCCAACGAAGAGUUGGAAACAAAUCUUCAAAGGCUUCAACUUCUAGCUCUAUUUCCUUAUCAAAUCUGCCUUCACCAAGAAAUACUACACUUCCUAACUCUGUUGGGAAUCAAGGGAUUAACAGAGAACAUUCUUUAACUAUUAGAAGCCCAGCACCAGAUUCUGCAAUAGGGUCUUUACCUUAUGCUUCUCCUGAACUUUUAGAUGAUGACGUAGGGUAUUUAUCUCAGGGCCCUGGGGCAGAUAUUUGGGCCUUAGGUGUUACUAUUUAUGCAAUGUUAUUGGGCCGCUUACCAUUUAAACAUGAAUUCGAAAGCCGAUUAAAAGCACAAAUACUUGCAGGUAAGUAUGAUAAAGCUCCCUUGCGAGAAGUUUGUAAUAUGGAUAAACCAAUCAGACGAAAUAGUGCCACUCAAUUUGAACAGUUUCCUAAUCUUUAUAGUGUUGUAUCUCACUGUUUACUAGUAGAUGUUGAUCAAAGAUGGUCAUUAGAUAUGAUCAAUACUUCUUUACAAAAAGAUGCUGCUUCUGAUGAUGGUUUGUCUCGUAUUGAAAUUUUAUGA